Penicillium waksmanii is the source of this 1911-nucleotide messenger RNA. RefSeq names its product FAD-dependent oxidoreductase. Gene Ontology annotation, molecular function: FAD binding; oxidoreductase activity. The coding region runs from base 1 to 1911 and encodes 636 amino acids. The transcript is spliced from 3 exons. The record is from RefSeq and is a predicted model, not a curated record. Lineage: Eukaryota; Fungi; Ascomycota; Eurotiomycetes; Eurotiales; Aspergillaceae.
AUGGCGCCCCCUUCGUUUGCGGCAGCCGCUUUGCUCGCCCUUUCUCUCGUUGCCCCUGGAAGUGCUCUCUCGGCUGUUUCAAGAGUUGCCGUCGAGUCUAGCUCCAAUGCCCCUCUUUUCGAGAGCGAAACACUUCAAUUGACCGAUGAGUCUUUGUCGCAUCUCAGCAAGAACCAGUCGGUUUACUUUGACUUUGCGAAGAACGAUAGUUCUCUGCAAACUCGCACGUUUGGCAAUGGUUGCAAGGUCUUCCCCGGAGACUGGCUGUGGCCCUCAGAGUGGGUCUGGUGGUUGUUUGAUGAGCUUCUGGGCGGUGCACUGAUCAAGACGGUGCCCUUGGCUGCUUCAUGCUACAAAUCAUGGCCCGAGUAUGAUGCCAAUGAGUGCGAGACUCUCACUUCUGAGUGGACCGAUUCCAACAUCCACGCCGCCGACCCUGCCUCCGUGAUGUGGCCUUUGUUCGAGGGACGCUCCUGUCUGCCUACUACUGAUUCCUCUGCCUCUUGUACUGUUGGUGGAUACAGCAGCUACGCUGUUAAUGUCAGCAGUGUUGGACAAAUUCAACUGGCUGUCAACUUUGCUCGCAAUGCUGGUCUGAGACUCGUUGUCAAGAACACUGGUCACGAUUUCAAUGGAAAGUCGACUGGAGCUGGUGCGCUUGGUAUUUGGACCCACAACCUUAAGGAUAUCGAUUAUAUCGCGAACUACAAGAGCUCGAGCUACCAGGGACCCGCCGUCAAGAUGGGUGCCGGUGUUCAGGCUCACGAGAUUUAUGAGAAGGCACAUGUGCUUGGUUUCACUGCUGUUGGUGGAGAGGGCAAGACCGUCGGUGUUGCCGGAGGUUACGUCCUAGGAGGUGGCCACAGCCCCAUGUCUUCGAUCUAUGGUCUUGCUGCUGAUCAAGUCCUUGCUCUCGAGGUCGUUCUGGCCAACGGUCGGUUUGUCACCGUGACUGAGGAGAACAACCCCGAUCUUUUCUGGGCCAUCCGCGGUGGUGGCGGUGGUACUUACGGUGUUGUCACCUCUGUUACCAGCCGUGUCCAGCCUAAGGUUGGUGUGACCGUUUCGACCUUCAGCUUCUCCACCGGCACCGAUGUUUCCGUGGAUGCGUUCUGGGCCGGUGUGCGCUCUUACAUUGAACGCUUCCCCCAGAACGCUGACGCUGGAACUUACGCCUACUUCUGGAUUCUGGCAACUGGCGCCGACUCUUUCACUUUCCUCAUGAACCCUUUCUUUGCCGUCAACCACACCCUCGCUCAGUACAACACUCUGGUGAAGCCGUGGUACAAUGAUCUUGAGGAUCUAGGUAUCUCAAUCACCCCCAACUCUACCUACUACGACAACUUCUACGAUGCCUGGAUGGCCGGUUUCCCCCUCGAGACCGUCGCCUCCUCAGUCAUGAUGACCGGCUCCCGUCUUUUCCCCCGCUCCAACUGGGAAACCUCAUCCUCCUUCAACGCCACCUUCGAUGCUCUCAAGGAGACCAUCAGCGCCGGCUACUCCCUUCUCGCCUUUAACAUGAAGGCCGAGUUGGUCGAUGGAUACCCCUCCAACGCCGCCAACCCAGCAUUCCGCGACACCCUCCUGCAUGCCAUCACUUCUACCAGCUGGGACGCCAACGCUACCAACACCGAGAUCAAGUCCAAGAUGGAGGACUUCACGAACAACGUUCUCGGCAAGUGGCGCGCUGUCAGCCCCGAUGCCGGUGCGUACAUGUCCGAGUCUGAUAUCCUCGAGCCCAACUUCCAACAGGCUUUCUACGGCUCCAACUACGCCCGUCUUUAUAAGUUGAAGCAGCGCUAUGACCCUACUGGUCUUUUCUAUGCUCCCACUGGUGUGGGUAGCGAGGACUGGGUUGUUAAGAGCCUGGAUGGCCUGCCCGAUCAAAAUGGUCGCCUCUGCCGGGCUUAG